ACCGAUACCAAGCCUUGAGUUAAAGGUUGAGAUCUGUUGGCAAUGCCCACAAAGCUCGUUGGGCAGCGGUGCGCUGGUGCGUAAACGCGCGUGUCCAAUCCACUGCUACGCGUGUCCAUAAAAACGUGCUGCACAGAACGGAGCGUGGACCAUAAAGUGCAGCUCACAUGGAGACAGAGACGUAGAGAGACUGAGAGUGGGACAGAUCUCAGCUCAUCUCUUUCAAAAGCGCAAACGAUUCCGAAACUUACAACAGGGUUUCUUCGGAGUACCAGGAAUGUUUUAACAUCUUUGUUUUUUCCCCGCUUUCUCUGAUUCUAAUUUUGUGUUGUGUUUUAGAUCUCUGUGGUGUCUGAACUGUUUAAUCCGGACAUGUGGAGUAUGAAACUACAAGUGUUAACACUGAGCACCGAGCGGAUACGAUGAGCUUUGGCGAUGCAGCACAGCCUGGGAAUGCGCGAUGAUAUUACGGAGCGCAACGCAAGUUUUCUGCUCAACAAAAGCGCGAACCACUCAUGGGCUGACAUCCCGGAACGAAGCGACUUGGUGAGCGAUGGCUCAGCCGUUCUGCGCAUCCUCAUCUCCACUAUUUACUCGGUCGUGUGCGCGCUCGGUUUGGUCGGUAACCUGUUAGUGCUGCACCUCAUGAAGUCUAAACACGCGUGGAAAAAGUCGUCCAUUAACCUGUUCGUGACCGGGCUUGCGGUGACCGACUUCCAGUUCGUGCUCACGCUGCCGUUCUGGGCGGUGGAGAACGCCUUGGAUUUUACGUGGCCUUUUGGCAGGGCGAUGUGCAAGAUCGUCUCGUAUGUCACAGCUACCAGUAUGUACGCCAGCGUGUUUUUCCUGACUGCCAUGAGUGUGGCGAGGUACCGCUCCGUAGCGUCAGCGCUUAAGAGCGGACGCAGGCGCAAGCGCCCGUCUGCGCGCUGCGUCAGCGCCUUGAUCUGGACGACAGCAGUCGUGGCCGCGUUGCCACAUGCCAUUUUCUCCACCACAGCCACUGUGUCCAACGAGGACCUGUGCUUGGUUAAGUUCCCGGAUCGCAACGGCGACGCGCAGUUCUGGCUAGGUCUCUAUCACCUCCAGAAGGUGCUACUCGGUUUUCUGGUGCCUUUUGGGAUCAUCUCAGUGUGCUACCUGCUACUGCUGCGUUUCGUAACCCACAAGCGUGCCAACGCGUCGGGCGCAAGAAGGCGCUCCAAAGUGACAAAAUCCGUAACCAUCGUGGUGCUGUGCUUCUUCUUGUGCUGGCUGCCUAACCAGGCAUUGACAACUUGGGGUAUCCUGAUUAAGCUGAACGCCGUGCACUUCAGCUACGAGUACUACACGGCGCAGGUUUACGUGUUCCCCGUGACCGUGUGCCUAGCGCACUCCAACAGCUGCCUCAACCCGCUGCUCUACUGCCUCAUGAGGAGAGAGUUCAGGAGAGCGCUCAAGGAGCUCUUUUGGCAGAUCGCAUCACCCUCCACUACAAACACGCGACCCUUCACAGCUUGCAGCAAACCAGAUCCCGAGAAACAGGCGCGCUCUGUACUGCCACUCAGCACACCCGACCCUGGCCUUGUCUUCUACCCACCAGGGGUUGUGAUGUAUAACGGGAGAAAUGACCUACUGCCGAACAGUACGUAGACUAUACACAAAAACAAAACAGCUAAAAUGUUCUUGGAAGAUGUUUUAAGCGUUAUUGUUGGUUGACAACUGUAUUUGAACUUGAACUCACAGUGGCUGCAUGGGGGACAUUUCAACACGUUUAACUGCAUGUCAUAAGUAUCCAAAUUCACACAGGCUCCAGAAAUAUAUUGUCAUAUUUACAGAUAAACAACAAGGUUUUAUUUAGUUGUGUGUUUAGUUGUUUAUCUAUCUAUCUAUCUAUCUAUCUAUCUAUCUAUCUAUCUAUCUAUCUAUCUAUCUAUCUAUCUAUCUAUCUAUCUAUCUAUCCAUCUAUCUAUUGGAAAUUACAUUACAUUUUCUCUUAAUUUAUACUAUCAAUUGUUUGCAAUUAAAAGCCAAUAAUAAAUUAAUUAUAAUUUUUUAAUUCCACAGAGCCCACAUUACAGGUGUGUACAGUGUGUCCAUGUGUCAGCUUGUGGCUUUAAUCCAUGUGUUCAGCUCAGUAUUGUGUAUUAAAACACAAUCAAGAUGUCCAUGAGUUAAUCAAUGUGUUUUUAAAAACAACUAUUAUUAUUUCAAACACUGAAAUAAAGCAACUAUAUAUUAA
Molecule: messenger RNA, 2221 nt
Organism: Tachysurus fulvidraco (yellow catfish)
Lineage: Eukaryota; Metazoa; Chordata; Actinopteri; Siluriformes; Bagridae
Gene: rxfp3
Product: relaxin family peptide receptor 3
Exons: 1
Coding region: 436-1632 (398 amino acids)
Biological process (GO): G protein-coupled receptor signaling pathway; immune response
Cellular component (GO): membrane
Molecular function (GO): G protein-coupled receptor activity
Source: RefSeq, a predicted model, not a curated record